Phytophthora infestans T30-4 is the source of this 993-nucleotide messenger RNA. RefSeq lists its product as uncharacterized. The transcript has 2 exons. The coding region runs from base 1 to 993 and encodes 330 amino acids. The record is from RefSeq and is a predicted model, not a curated record. Lineage: Eukaryota; Oomycota; Peronosporomycetes; Peronosporales; Peronosporaceae.
AUGGCGGACGACGCAUACUACCGCCAAGUGCUGGCGCAGAUGCAGAGCGAGUUCACACGCGCUGUAGCAGCAUUGGAGAAGCAGGCUCAGCAAGAAGCGAAAGACAGAGAACAGGCGCUUACACUCGAAAUCUCGGCGCUUAAGAGCCUUCUACAGCAAGAACAGGACUACUGGACGAGAUACGACGAAGCUGGCAAACAGGACCGGGACAGACUGACUAGACAACUAGCAGAGGCCAAAGCUGAGAGUAUGCAGUACCACGAACAGAACAAGACGCUUAGGAGGGAGAUGAAAGCGCUACAACGCCGUGUGGAGACCGCUGUGGCCACUAGCAACAGCUUCGAACAGCGACUUAUGGUGGUGGUACAGGAGAAGCAACAAAGUGUACAGGAAGUGAACACGCAGUUGGCACAGUACAAGAAGAGGCUGCAAGAGAAGCGUGCGCAGAACAAAUACCUGACUGAGGCUCUAGUGAGGCUCCAGGAGCAGCGACAGAGCGCCGACGAGAGCUCCAAACCUACCAAAGAUACUAACACUACAAUGACGAAUAUUCAGACUACAGACGAACAGCGACGCAGGAAGCGGGAACUGACGCUCCCAGAGGAGCUGAAACCUGCGUCUGUGACGUACAAGAGCAAGCGGAUGACGUCGUCUCGAGCGGGGACGUCGCCCACGUCCUCGUCGCCCGAGAUUUCUCCGCGAUCAGCUCGUUCCGCCCCAUACAAACGCCCUCUUUCAGUAGCCACCACGACGCCCACAACGUCGGAUAACAACAGCUUUAACAGUAGUGGAAGUCUGCGAAGUCUGCGCAGUCUACGUCACGUCACGGGGCGGCGGAUAAGCAGCAGAAGCAACAGUGACAGCGACAAUAUCGACGUCAGUCCAAGGACUAAUGCAACAAGAACGAGUGCCACUGGCCGACUGGAAAGGGAACUGAAUGGGCUGCGACGGAAACUGGACUCGUGUAUUGCGGAUGCCACGAAAAGGUGGUAG